Colletotrichum spaethianum is the source of this 1023-nucleotide messenger RNA. Its product is annotated as KIN17-like protein. The transcript has a single exon. Gene Ontology annotation, molecular function: double-stranded DNA binding. Gene Ontology annotation, cellular component: nucleus. Gene Ontology annotation, biological process: DNA damage response; DNA replication. The record is from RefSeq and is a predicted model, not a curated record. The coding region runs from base 1 to 1023 and encodes 340 amino acids. Lineage: Eukaryota; Fungi; Ascomycota; Sordariomycetes; Glomerellales; Glomerellaceae.
AUGCCGAAAGCAGAAGUCGGCUCGACAAAGCACCUGAGCAACAAGCUCAAAAGCAAAGGCCUGCAGCGGCUGCGGUGGUACUGCCAGGUGUGCGAGAAGCAGUGCCGCGACGAGAACGGCUUCAAGAUGCACACGCAGUCCGAGUCGCACGUACGGCAGAUCCUCGUCGUGGGCGAGGAUCCGAAGAAGUUCCUCAACGAGUACAGCAACCAGUUCCUUCGCGACUUCACACAGCUGCUCCGCACGGGUCACGGCGAGAAGCAGGUGCAGAUCAACCACUUUUACCAGGAGUACAUCGCCAACAAGGAGCAUGUGCACAUGAACGCGACGAAAUGGCCCAGUCUGACCGAGUUCGCGAAGCACCUGGGCCGCGAGGGCAUCUGCCGUGUCGAGGAGAACGAAAAGGGGAUUCACAUCGCGUGGAUCGACAACUCGCCUGAGGCGCUCAAGAGGCAGGAGGCGCUGAGGAGAAAGGAAGCGCAGGAUCGGGGAAAUGAAGAGGUCGAGCAGAUGAUGAUCCGGGAGCAGAUCAAGAGGGCGCAGAAGGCGGCCGAGGCGAGAGGUGAGAAGGCGGACGACGAGCAGGAGAGGGAGAGGGGACUGCAGAGGGCCGAAGGGGAGAAGAUCUCGUUGUCAUUCGGGGCCAAACCUGCGGCGGCAGCGAAGGAGCCUAGUCCGACGCAGUCAAAGUCUGCGGAGCCCGAGACUUCGACGACGGCGCUCGCAGACGUGGCGGACAAAACAGAUAAGCCUGCUGAGAAACAGCCCGAGAAGCCGUCGCUCGGUGGUGGUCUGUCGCUCAAGAUGACGGCGAAACCGCAGACGAAGAACGUCUUUGCCCAGGCCAAGAAGAACGCGCUGUCAGGCGGCAGCAAGAAGACGGCCAUCGAGCAGCCCAAGAAGAUGAGCGAAGCCGAGAGGAUUAUGAAGGAGGACAUGGAGAGGCAGGAGAGGAAGCGGUCGAGAGAAGGGUCCGGGUUUGGAGGGUUCUCGUUCAAGAAGCAGAAGACAGACCAGCGGUGA